AUGUUAUUCUCUAUUGAAACUCUUAAAGCGUAUGCCCAAUCAAAAGGACUUCCCGAGAUAGAAGAAGAAGAUUUAAAGAUUCUAGCUCAGGAUUUAGAAUAUAGGCUUAAGGAGUUGGCCCAAGAAGCUUCUAAGUUUAUGUUGGCCUCUAAACGUGCUAAAUUAACUAUUGAAGAUGUCAAUUAUGCCCUCUUAUCUAAGAAAAUAGACCCAUUAUUAGGAUACGAUACAAGUGAUUCAUUAGUCUUUAAAGUAAUUCCCGGGUCUAAUUUGUACUACGUACCCGAUGAAGAGGUUGAUUUAGAGACUGUAUUAAGUUCUCCUCUGCCCAAAAUACCGCAUAAACCGGUUGUUUCCAAACACUGGCUGGCCAUUGAAGGCGUCCAACCGCAAAUACCCCAGAAUCCCUUACCGGUUGAACGAAUGCCAGAAACCAAGAAAGAUGAUAGUUUAGCCGCUAUGAAAGAAGACAUUGAAAUUCGCAACCAUAUGAAGCAUCUACUCUCUAAAGAGUUACAAAUGUACUACGAAAAGAUAGCUAGAUUUGUCAAAGAUAAUGAGAGUAUUGAUAUUGCCGCUGAGUGUUUACAAAAGGAAAGUGGGAUUCAGCAGUUAAUUCCUUACUUUGUCCAUUUCUUCAAUGAAGAGAUCUUAAAGAAUCUUCGUGAUGGCCGUUAUUUGAUUGGGAUCAUUAAAGUGUACGAAGGACUAAUUAUGAACAAAAUGAUCUUUAUUGAACCUUAUAUGCACCAAAUGCUACCAUCUUUACUAACUUGUGUAGUUGGUCGUAGUAUUGGUUUGAACAAGCAAGAAGAAGAGUCCAUUCCCGCCCCAGCUGAGGAAGAGGAAGAACUAAGAUUUCCAGCUGAAAAUACUAUUGGGUUAGCCACUCGACGACGAGCCUCCCAAACCAUCAACUAUAUUUAUAGCACUUACUCUUUAUCCUAUACGACUUUAGCCCCACGGGUUCUUAAUACUCUACUAAAGACCUGGGCUGAUUUCGGCAAAACCCCCGAAUCCCAUUACGGAGCCAUCUACUGUUUAUGCAAUCUCGGUCCCAAAGUCAUCAAUGGAGUUGUUGUUCAGUUCAAAAACGAGUAUCUUGAAAAGGCCUGUCCCGAGAAGUAUGCCCUCCCCCGCCAACUUCUUAUCUACUACACCGAGAACCCCAAUGCUCUUUCUCCCUCACUUGACUAA
Molecule: messenger RNA, 1197 nt
Organism: Nematocida homosporus
Lineage: Eukaryota; Fungi; Microsporidia
Product: transcription initiation factor TFIID subunit 6
Exons: 1
Coding region: 1-1197 (398 amino acids)
Biological process (GO): RNA polymerase II preinitiation complex assembly; transcription initiation at RNA polymerase II promoter
Cellular component (GO): SAGA complex; transcription factor TFIID complex; SLIK (SAGA-like) complex
Molecular function (GO): RNA polymerase II general transcription initiation factor activity; protein heterodimerization activity; transcription coactivator activity
Source: RefSeq, a predicted model, not a curated record